GAGGGGCCAGUGUACCCCCGCUCCCGUCCGGUAUCCGCGCUCCUCGCUCCUGCCAGGUGCCAUCUUCCUCCCAGAAUCCCGGGCGAUGCCUGGCCCCUUAUACCCUCUGUGGACAUGGAAGACACCCCUCUGCUGGACCGCAUGUCCGGCCCCGAAGAUGAGAUGGUGACCGACCUUUUCAGCGCCGAGAGUCAGUUUGUUUCUGAAAACCUCCCUCUGAAGUCCCCGGUGGCCGUGAAGCACGAGGAAGAUGAGUUCCACAUCCUUAAAGACGCAUAUCUGGGCGCCGCUGACCCCAGAGAGCCCCUGCUGCACACGUUCAACCCCCCGCUCAGCGCAGACUGCAAGAAUAAGGUCAAAGUGGAGCUGCUGGUGGAUGAGAACGAAGAUGAGGAGGUACUCGGGGAGUAUCCGAGCCUCCCCGACCUCAAUCCCCUGAAAGACGCUGUUCUGCCCGCGGCCCCGCAGCCACAGGCCUACAACGUCCACUUCCUGUCCUCCCUGCUGACCCCGCACAGGAGUCCGGCUGUCGUGCCCCUGGGUGCCUGGGCCAGGGAAGGAGCCAGCCACCCCGGUGUCCGGGUGAUUCCAGUUGAAAUAAAGGAAGCCGGUGGUUCGAUUACGAGUAACAACCUGGAGGAAGCAACUUUUCAGAGCCCUCUUGCCCAGGAGUCCUGUGGCAAGUUCUCGUCAUCACAGGAAAGAGAGGAUGCCUCUGGCUGCUCCCAGAAGGACUCGAACCCAAUGGUGAUAUGUCAGUUGAAAGGGGGUACACAAAUGCUGUGUAUAGACAAUUCUGGCACAAGAGAACUAAAAGCACUUCAUUUGGUUCCUCAGUAUCAAGACCAAAAUAAUUAUCUACAGUCAGAUGCCCCUAAACCUAUGACUACUUUAGUAGGAAGAUUUUUGCCAGUACCAGCAAAAUUAAAUCUCAUUACACAACAACUGGAUAAUACAGCCUUACCAUCCGUAGUCAGUGGGUCUGCUUUCCCCUCGGGAUCAACUCUUCCAGGACCACCAAAUAUAACUUUGGCUGGGUACUGUGAUUGCUUUGCUGGUGGAGACUUUUGCAACAACUGCAAUUGUAAUAAUUGUUGCAACAAUUUACGUCAUGAAAUCGAACGGUUUAAGGCCAUUAAGGCAUGUCUUGACAGAAAUCCAGAAGCUUUCCAACCAAAAAUUGGGAAAGGAAAGUUGGGAGACGCCAAGCCUCGGCACAGCAAAGGCUGCAGCUGCAGGAGGUCGGGCUGCCUUAAGAACUACUGUGAGUGCUACGAGGCCAAAACUUUGUGUUCUUCGAUUUGUAAAUGCAUUGGUUGCAAAAAUUAUGAAGAAAGCCCAGAACGAAAAACGCUAAUAAACAUGCCAAAUUACAUGGAAGUUGGAGGUUUUGAAGGCAGCCAUCAUUUAUCACCAACUAAAUUUUCAGGACUACCAAAAUUCAGAAGAGAUAGGCCGUCUUCCUCAUGCAUCUCCUGGGAGGUGGUGGAAGCCACGUGCGCCUGCCUGCUGGCUCAAGGCGAAGAGGCGGAGAAGGAGCGCCGCUCCAAGUGCUUGGCGGAGCAGAUGAUCUUAGAGGAAUUCGGGAGAUGCUUGUCACAGAUUCUCCAUAUUGAGUUCAAAUCCAAAGGGCUGAAAGUUGAGUAGAGUGCAAUGUGUGAAAUGUGAGUGAUGUGGAUUUUGUCUCCAUAUUCUGAAGGAAAUCUAGAGUUUAGAAGGUUGUUUUAAGGAACAUGAGGCUGGGUCUGCGGCAACAGCUUCAUGGUUAAGAUUAAGCUUUCCCUUUGCAUCCGGGAAACGGGGCGGGGUGGGGGGUGCGCUCACAGUCUCUGAGGGAUUUGGCGAUGGAAACCCUCCCCUCUUCUGAGGAAGGCAUGCCAUAACCGUUGUUGUCUGGACCCCAGGAGAGAGCAUGGGUUCCUGUGGUCCUGGGUGGGGGGGUGUCUGCACCAGCGUUGAGUCAUGGAGGGUGGAAGCAGACCCUGGGGAGAAAUAAAAGUCCGUUCCUCCCGACUUCAUCCUCUCCAGUUUUCCUCUGGGGGCUUCUCUGCAUAAAAAGCCAUGAUGAUUUUUCCCCUAAAUUAUUUAGAAAUAAAGUCCCCAGAUAGACUGCUAAGAUGCAACUUAAAGUCUGUAGAGAACUGCUGAAUGCCCUGAAGAGUCUCUGCGUGCCAACGCCUCCUCAGAGUCACAGGAAUUACCAGUCGCCUCUAGGGCCUCCCCAUGAGGCGUGGGUGGUGGCCCACACGGGCACACGGGCCUGCCUUGGUCAGUAGCGUUUUGAGUUGUGGGAUUAAAAAUUAUCUCGUUUCUUUUGUGUUUCCAUUUGAAUUGUGGAAAAGCUCUAUUAUCCAAUUAACUUCUCCAUAAUUAUUGUUAUAAUACUAUUAUUGUUUGUAAAACAGUUAAAAUAACUAGUUUGCAGAAACCAGCAGGUUAGGUAAGUUAUUAAGUCGACUUUCUUUUGGUUCUAUUGUAAAA
Vicugna pacos (alpaca) is the source of this 2481-nucleotide messenger RNA. RefSeq names its product testis expressed metallothionein like protein (gene TESMIN). Lineage: Eukaryota; Metazoa; Chordata; Mammalia; Artiodactyla; Camelidae. Gene Ontology annotation, biological process: regulation of DNA-templated transcription. Gene Ontology annotation, cellular component: nucleus. The record is from RefSeq and is a predicted model, not a curated record.